AUGAGUAACUCAGCUGAUGAAACUUCCAGCAAGUUUUUCAUUUCAGCCAAAAACAGUGCUGAGCUGCACAAAUUGGGUGAGAGAAUCAGUGUAAUCAGCGGUGUCUACACAGUCGACUAUGAUGAUUCAUAUGCCUGUGACGUAUCUUGCGAUUAGAAAACAGCCGGUGGGAGGGGGUUGACAGUGAGAAUGAACUGA
This is a messenger RNA of Pocillopora meandrina, 198 nucleotides long. The record is from the annotation of a GenBank genome assembly. Lineage: Eukaryota; Metazoa; Cnidaria; Anthozoa; Scleractinia; Pocilloporidae.